AUGCUGGUGGUGCUGGUGCUGGUGAUGUUGGUGCCGGUGGUGCUGGUGGUGAGGGGGGUGGGGGUGGUGAUGGGGUGGGGUUGGUGGAGAAGCGGGGUAGUGCUGCUGCAGGAAGAAGAACUGCAGCAGCAGCAGCAGCAGCUAGAGCUGCAGCAGCAGCUACAGCAACAGCAGCAGCAGCAGCAGAAGGGACGGCAGCAGCAGCUGCACGGCUCCUAG
Molecule: messenger RNA, 219 nt
Organism: Eimeria mitis
Lineage: Eukaryota; Apicomplexa; Conoidasida; Eucoccidiorida; Eimeriidae
Exons: 1
Coding region: 1-219 (72 amino acids)
Source: RefSeq, a predicted model, not a curated record